Molecule: messenger RNA, 2401 nt
Organism: Myiozetetes cayanensis
Lineage: Eukaryota; Metazoa; Chordata; Aves; Passeriformes; Tyrannidae
Gene: KCTD9
Product: potassium channel tetramerization domain containing 9
Exons: 12
Coding region: 33-1202 (389 amino acids)
Biological process (GO): intracellular signal transduction; protein homooligomerization
Molecular function (GO): protein binding
Source: RefSeq, a predicted model, not a curated record
GCGGCGCUUCCGGGUUUUGCGGCGGCCGCAGCAUGAGGCGGGUGACGCUGUUCGUGAACGGCAGCGCCCGCAACGGCAAGGUGGUGGCUGUGUAUGGGACCCUCUCAGAUUUGCUCUCUGUGGCCAGUAACAAGCUUGGAAUAAAAGCCACCAGUGUUUACAACGGCAAAGGGGGGCUCAUCGAUGACAUUGCUUUGAUUAGGGAUGAUGAUGUUCUGUUUGUCUGUGAAGGGGAGCCCUUCAUUGAUCCUCAGACUGAUGGGAGAGCUCAGGAGGAGCUGACAGGGUCCCACACAGACUGGCUGACACUCAAUGUGGGGGGCAGAUACUUCACCACCACAAGGAGCACUUUGGUUAACAAAGAACCUGACAGCAUGUUGGCCCACAUGUUUAAAGAUAAAGAUGCUUGGGGGAACAAGCAGGAUCAUAGAGGAGCAUUCCUAAUUGACCGCAGUCCCGAGUAUUUUGAGCCCAUUUUGAACUAUUUACGUCACGGACAGCUCAUUGUAAAUGAUGGCAUUAAUUUGCUAGGGGUCCUGGAGGAAGCCAGGUUUUUUGGUAUCGACUCGCUAAUCGAACACCUCGAAGUAGCCAUUAAGAAUUCCCAGCCAGCUGAGGAUCACUCUCCCAUCUCCCGGAAGGAGUUUGUCCGGUUCCUGCUGGCAACGCCCACCAAGUCCGAGCUGCGCUGUCAGGGCCUGAAUUUCAGCGGAGCGGAUCUUUCCCGCCUGGAUCUUCGCUACAUCAACUUCAAGAUGGCCAAUCUGAGCCGCUGCAACCUGGCCCACGCCAACCUGUGCUGUGCCAACCUGGAGAGGGCUGACCUGUCAGGCUCUGUGCUGGAUUGUGCCAACCUGCAGGGGGUGAAGAUGCUCUGCUCCAACGCCGAGGGAGCGUCCCUCAAAGGCUGCAACUUCGAGGACCCCUCAGGCCUGAAGGCUAAUCUGGAAGGUGCCAACCUGAAGGGAGUGGACAUGGAGGGCAGUCAGAUGACAGGAAUCAACCUGCGAGUGGCAACGCUGAAAAACGCCAAACUAAAGAACUGUAACCUCAGGGGAGCAACGUUGGCAGGAACUGACCUGGAAAAUUGUGACCUCUCGGGUUGUGACCUGCAGGAAGCCAAUUUGAGGGGCUCUAACGUGAAAGGAGCCAUCUUUGAAGAGAUGCUGACCCCCCUGCACAUGUCCCAGAGCGUCAGAUAGGGAAGAGAACACCUCGUCGAGGAAGGAAUCGGAACGUUUGUCGUGACUUUCUUCACCUCCUCCCCUUCCUGAGUUAGAAGUAAUGGUUGUUAGACAACUUCCAUUUGCAGUAGUGCCUAAGUAGACUCUUCCUGCUCACUUCUGGGGGAGGGAAUUUUUGUUUCAGAGGUGGAAACAGAGAGUUUCUGCCUUUGUGAACAGAGUGUGUGAGGAAAGGGGCUGGCUUUGGAGGGGGAGAGGGUUCAAGACUUUCAUUGUUCAGCAUUGCCUCACUUUGGAAUGCAUUUUAAUUUAUAAAGCACAAUAUAUGCAAUUCUAUUUAUUAAACCUGUAGCUGCAAUAUGAAUAGAAAAUGUUAUUCCUGUAGAGUAGCAAACACAGUCCAGGUUUACAGGUAGGCAAGUGUAUUUACAGUCAGUGUCUUCAUUCCUGCAGGGUGUCAGUGCCAGGGGGUGCUCACACAGGUGCCCACAGGAUGUGUUCAGCUCUCUGCUGGGGUGGAAACAGUGGGGAACUGUUCUCAGAGGUCAGAAAUUGUGUCUGAGUGCAGGUUUAGAGCAGCUUUAUCACCUCAGACGUGCAGAGGAAGCUGCUGCCCUGCAGGGACCUGCCCACACCCUGGAUUGAGUCACCCCUGGAACAUCCCUGGGCAGAAAUGGCAUGUCUUGGUUAAUCCUCUCCAAAUGAGUGUGAAAUUGCACUAUCAAUCAAUCAAUCAAUCACAGAUGGGAAGAAGAGUUCCCCUGCUUCCACAUGGCCUGGCCACUCCAGCCUGGAGUUCCUGGAGCUUUUCCCUUCUUUGUUGGGAAUUCAGUGCCCAGAGGGAAACACAGAGGGAAGCUCUGGGGCCACAGCACCUGCUCCCCCCUCAUCUCAUCCCUUCAGCAGAUGAAGAAAUAGCCCUCUUUCCCCUCGGUGUACUAUGCAAAUAUUCCUUUAAAGCAUCAGCAUCAUCCCUUGGCCCAGCCAGACCCACUUUGGGCUGCUUAAAAGUGGCUGUAAAAGCAUCUUGCCCCUUCCAUCCACACUUCCUUCACCUGUGGGGAAAAAAAAAGCAGGGAGAGCUGGUUUUUGUGUGAGCUGUGCAGGGCAGGAGCCUCUGAGCUGCAGGCUCAGUGUAGUUCUCAACUAACACUUCUUUCAGACACAAUCAAAAAAGCACAGGAAGAAACGAUACCAAAAAAAAAAAUAAAUAAAAA